Pocillopora verrucosa is the source of this 2530-nucleotide messenger RNA. RefSeq names its product beta-1 adrenergic receptor-like. Gene Ontology annotation, biological process: G protein-coupled receptor signaling pathway. Gene Ontology annotation, molecular function: G protein-coupled receptor activity. Lineage: Eukaryota; Metazoa; Cnidaria; Anthozoa; Scleractinia; Pocilloporidae. Gene Ontology annotation, cellular component: plasma membrane; cell surface. The record is from RefSeq and is a predicted model, not a curated record.
GUUCUAGCUCUCGAGAGCUAUCGACGAAUGUCUUGGUUGAGAUUUGAAUUUAACACUAAGCUGCGUUUCUAAAGGUGAUGACAGCUAAAGCCAGAAGAAAUCGAGACUGACGAAGCGACGGUACAAGUGGCUGAUAUGAACGAAAACUCAUCCUCCGCUACUCAAAGUCUUCCCCCGCAAGCUCUUCCGACUUUGCCAAACGAUGAAGUGGAAAAUAUUGCAUCAACGAUCCUCUACUGCUUUCUGUCGUUAUUUGUAAUACUUGGAAACGUCCUUGUCGUCGCAGCGUUUAGGUUUAAUAGAAGGCUUCGCACUAUUAACAAUACCUUCCUAGUUGGCUUGGCCGUGUCCGACCUCUUGGUCGGGCUGAUAUCGAUUCCGUUGUGGAUCUACAUUUCGUCUUGCCAACAAUUAAUAACAUGCGUGAUAAAUCAGGACCUUCUGACAUUUUAUUCAACAGUGGACAUUUUCACUGGCUGUGCCUCAGUGCUGCAGCUUACAGCCAUCAGUAUUGAACGCUAUUUGGCGAUAACUCGCCCGAUAAACCAUCGAGCUUACUCCAUGUGGAUUUACUACGGAAUGAUUAUGACGGCCUGGAGCUUCGCUUUCAUCAUGGCAGGACUGUUUCCCGUUCAAAUGAACAAGUGGCAAAAACCUUAUAGUAUUAUCCUCUUCAUUGGGUGCUUCGCCGUCCCAGCACUUAUCAUAGUGACUGUGUAUGCCAUCAUUUUCCAGGCGGCUAAGGGGACCACCCGGGCAAGGGUUCAUCCCGCAGGACACGGAGGAAACAGCGCACAAAGUGAAGCCAAAAUUGCUGCCACCAUUGCGGUUAUCACCGGACUUUUUAUAAUCGCGUGGUUGCCAUUUUGCAUUGUGAACCUGUUUGCAGAGUUCUGGCAUCAUUUACUGCCACCUUUUCCUGAAAUUCUGAGGCUAAUUCGGUUCGUGAAGUGGAUGCAUUACUCCAACAGUAUGGUAAAUCCUAUGGUGUAUGCUUACCGCAAUGGUGAGAUGAGGAAAACCUUUAAGAGAUUGUUGCUGACUUGUUUUAGCUGUCGUGGCGUCGGACACAGAACUAUUCGGGCUCAUGCCUCUGUCAGAGCCCAUAGCAGAAGGAACAAUGAUCCAUCUCCAUCACGAAGAAGAACGAGAAAUAAUCGUAGCAACGACACGAACUCUUCCAAGCAAAGAAUUACUCCUGGAAGGAGAUUAUCGCUUGAAAACAGAAGGAUCGAUAGUUCGAACCCCAGUGAUAGCUCAUUUCGGAAUCGUCCUUGUUUGGUUCCCAUCCAGAACAAAGUAGAGCGCUCACUAUCGCCUUUGACGCCAAAGACUUCCGUCUAAGCUGUAAUGGGUGACUGACAUGAUACUUCCUUUCAGAAUUACGCUGCAUCAUAUCAUAAACAUGUGAGAAGAAUCAGCUUAAGGUUGUCAUCUUCAUAUUUUAUCAAAUUCUCCAAACUAACUCUCGAGGAAAUGUAUGAAACCCAGAGGGGAAAUAUUACGGCUCAGACCCUCGGAGUCAUGGGACGAUGUGUCAUGACAGCGUUCACGAUAGAGCGCUUUCGAUUGAGUGUCGUAAAACCAAGACAAAGGUAGUCGAAAUGCAGCCAAUCAGAUCAGAUAAGAAAAUCACAAGGAGCCGAUGAGAGCUCAUAGAGAAACAAGCAAACUUCCCGAAGUGCGGUAAAACGCGAAUGAUCAAGACGCGAUUGGUCCUAGUUUUGAAUUUGAUUGAUUGAGAGAAUGGCGCAAGUUUUCUUGGCCAAUCACAGAUCAAAGUUAAACGAAAUUAAGGAAAUUUUAGAUUAAUUUUCACUCUCAAUGGAAAACGCUCCCUCAAACGCAUAGAAUGUAUCUUCAAAUCUUAGGGGUAAAAGGUGUAAAUGACUGGAAUGAAGUAGAUAAGAAGCGUGUGAAAUGAAAAUUAUUUUUAACAUCAAAACUGUUCAAUUGUGACCUUUUCUUCAUUCAAAAAAAAUUUCGUGCCUCAAUGGAAAAUUUGUGUUGCUCAUGGAUCUCGAGCAUGCUGGUAACACAAAGUCUAACUUAAACCUCGAGUUAAGAUUUAGAAACAGAAAUUGAAACAUUCAUAGGAACCUGUAAAAGACAACAAAAGUUAGGAAAAGGAAAUCUCGAGACUUUCGAACACAACAGCCUGACAGGUUGUAAGCUCUUUUGCAAACGCGUAGACGUUUGAACGUCAUCGUAAAGUGGGUCUGCUCUAGGCUGGAAUAUCUUUCAAAAAUCCACUCAUGAAUACAAUUAAAAUAUAUCUGAGUGACAAAGCAUGCUUAUCCACGGACUACUCGGUAGAAAGCUACUGGUAUCCAUUGUUUUUUUUGUCCACGGAUCUAUGCAUUCUCAAAUGAGAAAAACGCUGUGAAGAGAAGUGAACAAGAAAACCGGCAGAAAACGAAUUGUGGGUUUUGUUGUGGGCCUUAUAAAAAUGGACACCAAGUACAUUUUUGCAGACUAUUUCUUGAACAAGCAUGGUGCACCAUUUAUUUAUGCAAAUCAAAAAUAUUUA